AUGGCGACAGAGAACGUCGGGUCGCAAAAUGAAGACAGCAUCUCAGAUAGCAUCCGAGACAUCCUCAAUGCCGCACAACACCACGAUAUUCAGACCCUCGAUAGGUUGAUAAACGAGACUUCGUUCCCAGAUUGCAAGGCAGUGGACGUCCAAGAUCCCACGACAGGCUUUUCGCCAUUGCAUGCUACAGUCUACGGCAGCCAACCUCAGGUGAAUGGAACAGGGCCAAACAUACUGUCUAGUGAGGAACGAGCGAUUGAACUCGUGAAGUUUCUGUUCGAGAAUGGAGCUAUCUGGAAUCAAUUGGACGCCAACGAUGAGACUCCUGGUUGUCUUGCUUAUCGACUGGGUUUAGAAGCCCUCUACCAACUCAUAGUCGAUGCUGGAGUUCGCGCUGAAAUGUUACUCGGUCGUUUAGAAGAGUAUGCGAAACUAGAUGAGGGAGAAGAGGGCGACAGUCACCAGAUUGAAAGUGCCACUCCUGACGACAUUUCUCCUGAGCAUCCAGACGUUGACAGUUCUACGUAUCUGGCAUCCGCAUUGUCCAGGAGCGGCAGCAUGCUACUAGAUGAACAGCAAAACGGGGUGAUGAUGGCGUGGGAGAGCGAUAUCAUGAAGAAAUCUGCAGAUGCACUUUUACCUCGACCUGGACUUCGCAUUCUCAAUAUUGGGUUUGGAAUGGGCAUUAUCGACACACAUAUCCAAAAUCACUCAAACAAGCCUGCAAGCCACCACAUUGUGGAAGCACACCCAGACGUGCUCAAUGAGAUACAGAGCACGGGCUGGAUGGACAAGCCAGGCGUGGUCGUUCAUAGGGGCAAGUGGCAAGAUGUACUCCCUGGACUUGUAGCAGAGGGAGUCGAGUUCGAUUCGAUCUACUUCGACACUUUUGCAGAAUCAUACGGCGAAUUCCGUGAAUUUGUCUCUGAACAGGUUAUCGGUCUUCUGGAUCAGGACGGACGGUGGUCUUUCUUCAAUGGUAUGGGUGCUGAUCGACAGAUUAGCUACGAUGUAUAUCAAAAAGUUGUCGAGUUGGAUCUUUUCGAAUCCGCUUUCGACGUUGAGUGGGAGACAGUCCAGCUUCCAAAGCUCGAUGCCGAAUGGGAAGGUGUACGGCGAAAAUAUUGGAAUGUCGAGAGUUACCGGCUUCCAAUAUCAACAAAGUCCAGUAACAGCUAUCGAGCAGAGAGAAUGGCAUACAAGAGGACAGCCAUUGUGACUGGCUCUAGCCGAGGCAUUGGCGAGGCUAUCGUCAGAAGGCUAGCUCAGGAAGGCUACGCAGUGACAGUCAACGACGUCUCCGCGAACAAGGCCGGAAUCGACAAGCUCGUCGAUGAGCUAAACUCCAAGCAUGGAGCUGGAAGUGCCAUCGGAGUUGUUGCCGACGUCACAUCGUCAUCAGAAGUGCAGAAUUUGAUCAAGGAAUCCGUCGAGAAGCUUGGAGAUCUCACCGUCUUCGUUGCAAAUGCCGGUAUCGCACAGGUGGCCCCGGCGCUGGACAUCUCGGAUGAGGAUGUGAUGAAGAUGUUCAAUGUCAACUUCAUGGGUGUCUGGCUCUCAUAUACGCACGCUGCACGCCAAAUGAUCAAGCAGGGGCCUGUUCCGGAAGGAACCAGUGGCUACAAGAUCCUAGGGGCAGCCUCAAUCGUUGCCUUCAAACCUUUUCCUUUGUUGGCACAUUACAGCGCAUCUAAAUGGGCAGUGCGAGGCCUCACACAGGUAUUCGCAAUGGAAAUGGCCAAGCACAAGAUCAACGUCAAUGCCUACGCUCCAGGAAUUGUUGGAACUGCGAUGUGGGAUCUCAUCGACGAGAAACUGGGCGAAAUCGAAGGCCGCGAGAAGGGCUCUUCUGUCAAGAAAUACAGCUCGGAAUUGACAGCACUGGGUAGAGUCAGUGUGCCUGAAGAUGUGGGAAACCCUGUGGGUGGUUUCUUAUGCUCCAAAGAUGCAGAGUUUAUCACAGGUCAAACAAUCGUUAUUGAUGGCGGUAUCAUCUUCACGUGA
This is a messenger RNA of Exophiala bonariae, 2004 nucleotides long. RefSeq lists its product as uncharacterized. Gene Ontology annotation, biological process: peptidyl-arginine methylation. Lineage: Eukaryota; Fungi; Ascomycota; Eurotiomycetes; Chaetothyriales; Herpotrichiellaceae. Bases 1 to 2004 code for a protein of 667 amino acids. Gene Ontology annotation, cellular component: nucleus; cytoplasm. Gene Ontology annotation, molecular function: oxidoreductase activity; protein arginine N5-methyltransferase activity. The record is from RefSeq and is a predicted model, not a curated record. The transcript is spliced from 3 exons.